This is a messenger RNA of Haliotis rubra (blacklip abalone), 3175 nucleotides long. Its product is annotated as ATP-binding cassette sub-family F member 3-like. The transcript is spliced from 19 exons. NCBI's taxonomy places the organism in Eukaryota, Metazoa, Mollusca, Gastropoda, Lepetellida, Haliotidae. Bases 7 to 2133 code for a protein of 708 amino acids. The record is from RefSeq and is a predicted model, not a curated record. Gene Ontology annotation, molecular function: ATP hydrolysis activity; ATP binding.
GCCAACAUGGCGGCCUGCGAAGAACUUCUAACCCAUGCUUUUCCAAACAUUGACGAGGAAGUGUCAACUUACGUCAAAGGCCUACUGGAGGAUUGCUGUGAUGACUUUGCUACGGCAGACGACCUGUUUGAUGCAGUGGGUGUCAUGCUUCUGCAAGCUGAUGGGGAGAAGACAGAGGAUGACAUCAUGGAAAUAUGUCAGAAACUCCACAGCCUCCUGGCAAGUGACUCUGGAGUGUCAGUGAAUGGCCAGCACCGUGUCCUGGAUGCCCCUGUCCAGAUUGGAUCAAUAUCCUCAGGCUUGUCCGAGAUGAGCGAAGAGGACAGCAGUAUAUGGCUGAAGAAGAAAGACAUGGGCUCUAAAGUGGACCAGAAGAAGCUUGUGAAAGCUGAGGCAAUCAGACAGAAGAAGCUGGAUAAACGAUCAGAGAACCCAGUUAAACCUGCAGACACCAUAUUGGAAACUGCCAGUGCUAGUCAACAGAUCAACAGGAAGGAUGCCAAACUUGAUGCUUCAGGAACGAACCGCAGCUACGACAUCCGUAUAGAAAACUUUGAUAUAGCGUUUGGCGAAAGGGUGCUGAUGACUGGUGCAAGUAUCCAUCUGAUAGCUGGACGGAGGUAUGGAUUUGUUGGCAGGAAUGGCCUCGGGAAGACUACACUACUCAAGAUGAUAUCCAGCAAUCAGCUGAUGAUCCCGUCCCACAUCUCGGUGCUGCAUGUGGAGCAGGAGGUUGUCGGGGACGACACGCUGGCCCUGCAGAGCGUCCUGGAGUGUGACGAGAGGCGAGAAGGGCUCUUGAGAGAAGAACGCCAGUUGAACGCACAGCUUAACACCCCAGGUUCUGGCACAGACAAAGAUGUUUCAGCACGAUUAAGUGAGAUUUACCGUGAGUUGGAGGAGAUUGAAGCAGACAAAGCCCCAGCCAGAGCAGCUGUUAUUUUGGCAGGUCUGGGAUUUUCGUCUGAGGGGCAGAGUAGGCCAACAAGAGAGUUUUCUGGAGGUUGGAGGAUGAGAUUAGCCCUUGCAAGAGCCCUCUUCACUGAACCAGACUUGUUGUUACUUGAUGAACCUACAAACAUGUUGGACAUGAAAGCCAUUAUAUGGUUAGAGAAUUACCUACAGAACUGGCCAAAGACAAUUUUUGUAGUUUCUCACGAUCGGCUGUUUCUUGAUGCGGUUGCCACGGAUAUCUUGCAUAUACACUCACAAAGAAUAGACUGUUACCGUGGCAACUAUGAAGUGUUUCACAAAACAAGGGAGGAGAGACUGAAAAACCAGCAACGAGAAUAUGAAGCUCAGAAGCAGUACAGAGACCAUAUACAGGUGUUUAUUGAUAGAUUCCGCUACAAUGCCAACAGAGCCUCACAAGUCCAGAGUAAACUGAAACUGCUUGACAAGCUACCACCAUUAGUACCUGUUGCCAAGGAGACGGAAGUUGUGUUGAAGUUUCCUGAGUGUGAGAAGUUAUCUCCCCCUAUUCUUCAGCUGGAUGAGCUUACCUUCUACUACUGUAAAGACCAACCAAUAUUCAAUAAAAUAUGUAUCAACGCCAACAUGGAUUCCAGGAUUUGCAUUGUUGGAGACAAUGGCGCUGGUAAAACAACACUGUUGAAGAUACUCCUGGGUGACCUUGAACCUGUGAAAGGUAUCCGUCAUGGUCAUCGUAACCUGAAGAUCGGUUACUUCAGUCAGCAUCACGUUGACCAGCUGGAGAUGAAUGUGACGUCUGUAGAGCUGCUGGCAGCCAGAUUCCCAGGAAAGAAUUCAGAAUAUUAUCGGAACCAGCUUGGGUCUUAUGGCGUAUCGGGUGAGCUGGCUACGAGGCCGGUCUCAAGUUUAUCAGGAGGACAGAAGAGUCGAGUUGCCUUUGCUGUCUUGAGUUUAUCCAGUCCGAACUUCCUUAUCUUGGACGAGCCUACAAAUCACUUAGACAUGGAAACAAUAGAAGCUCUUGGAGAGGCCCUGAAGAAAUUCAAGGGAGGUGUGAUACUGGUAUCUCACGACGAGCGACUGAUCCGGAAAGUGUGCAAGGAACUGUGGGUAGUGAAGGACAAAAAUGUUGUUUCACUAGAGAACGGCAUUGACGAAUACAAGGAGCUUGUCAAUGCAGAACUUCAAGCACAAGUUUAGGAAAUGAUGGAUCUGUGAUAUGCAAACUUUUAACUGUUAUGUGACUGAGGAAAUUGGUUGCUUGGCCUGAAAAUUAUCUCUGAACCAUACAUGGUUUUCAGAAUGAGAACUGAGCAGUUUUGUUAAGAAGACUGGAAACAGUGUCUCACAUAGUCAGACUUGAAUUCAUGGAAAACAAUCAUGCAAUUAUUGACUAGGUUAAGUCAGUGUCUCAAAUAUCUUUGAUCAAGAUGCAUUCAUGGUAGCCAUGGCAACAGUCUUCCAUGUUUGUGAUUAUGGAUGUGUUGAAAGACAUUUUGUGUGACACCAAUAACUUCGUAACAUAAAGAAUGUGCUUAUUUGUUUAAAACAAGUCAGUAAAGCACUUGUUACGUCUGUGAAUAAACUUUCUUUACUGCAUGGAUGCAGGCCGUUUCCACGGGUGAUGGUAUCUGUGGUUACAUGGUUACCAUGGUGAUGGUGCAAUAUGGCACUUAUUGACCUCUGCUUGUGACAAGAAGCCUGAUUCAGACUUUGAUCCAACAGAAUCGUUUUUUGAGGACAGAAUCCAGUUUGAAGCUGAAGCUUCUGAUGCUGAGCUUAGUUUUGAUAUACUUGCUGUCUAAGCAAGUUGAUGCAUUUCUUGAAUUAACUGUAAAAUAUAUAUUUUGACAGGGUGACGCUAAUCACCAGUGUGGUGAUGGUGUAGCCAUGUGGUUAAGUUUUUCUUGGUCACACUGCAGGCCUGGGUUCAAUCCCAUCAUGGAUACAAUGUGUGAAACCCAAUUCUGAUGUCCCAUGCUGUGAUAUUGAUAGCUGAAAGUGGUUCUACCCACACUCAUUCAACAGUGUUCCAAUGUUCCAGGCCUAUAUCAUCUCUGUAUUGUAUUGGCUCUGGGUUCCAUUUGCAAGUUCAGGGACCCAAUCCACAAAACCUUCGUAGCACUAUGCUAAUUGUCAUCCUAUGGAAAAGUAUAGUCAGGGACUGUUCAUAAUCUAUGGCUUGUGGGGCAUGAUGAUGAUUUUUAUGGAGAAGCAUGUACAAUGUGAAUGACACACACCC